Oppiella nova is the source of this 861-nucleotide messenger RNA. The record is from the annotation of a GenBank genome assembly. Lineage: Eukaryota; Metazoa; Arthropoda; Arachnida; Sarcoptiformes; Oppiidae.
AUGUUGCGCGUGUGGGGCGGAGGGGUAUACGAGUCGGACCUGUUUUACGAGUUGGCCGACGAGUUGGGUAUAAUGGUUUGGCAGGACUUGAUGUUCGCCUGCGCUCCCUAUCCCAUCGAUCCUGAGUUCUUGCUGUCGGUGGACGUGGAGGUCGAGCAACAGGUGCGCCGACUGCAGCACCACCCGUCCAUUGCUAUUUGGGCCGGCAAUAACGAAAUCGAGCUGUUACUGACCUACUUUUUUAAAGAUCAGAGACUUAAAGACGAUUAUUACGAGCUGUUUGUCAAGCAUAUUAUGACUCGAGUGGACAGGGAGGACAGCACCCGACCCUUUGUUACGUCGAGUCCGUCCAACGGAUUAAAAGAUGAAGCCUUUAACUACUCGUCUCCCCAGCCGAUGGACCCCCGAUGGGGUGAUAUUCAUUGGUACGACUACGGGUCCUCAUUGUGGGACUGGAAGGUCUAUAAGAGCGCGAAGUUUGUCUCCGAAUACGGCUUCCUAUCGUAUCCGUCGUUGGAGUCCUUAUCCGAAGCACUUCCGGACAGUGAUCUCACGUAUCCGGUGGGACCGGGUGUUAGGCACCGGAACCGAUUGAGACUCGGAAUGAAUGGGACGACAAUUAUUCAAGAUUCGAUAGCCAAAUAUUUCAAACUCCCGGCGCACGGAGGGGUCGACAGAAUCAAUGAUUUAAUAUAUUUGUCGCAAAUAUUUCAAGCGAUGGCUAUUAAGACGGAAACAGAGUUUUAUCGUCGAAAUAGAGAAGUGGAUCCCAAGACUGGAGAGGGCUAUACGAUGGGUGCCCUGUACUGGCAACUCAAUGACAUAUGGCAAGCGCCUACCUGGGCGUCCAUAGAGUAUGGC